This is a messenger RNA of Penicillium bovifimosum, 1023 nucleotides long. Its product is annotated as twinfilin. The transcript has 4 exons. Gene Ontology annotation, molecular function: actin filament binding; actin monomer binding. Bases 1 to 1023 code for a protein of 340 amino acids. Lineage: Eukaryota; Fungi; Ascomycota; Eurotiomycetes; Eurotiales; Aspergillaceae. The record is from RefSeq and is a predicted model, not a curated record. Gene Ontology annotation, cellular component: actin filament; cytoplasm. Gene Ontology annotation, biological process: barbed-end actin filament capping; actin filament depolymerization.
AUGCAGUCAGGAAUUACAGUCUCCGCGGAGCUGCAAGAUGCCUUCAGCCGCUUCAACUCCGACCCCUCAUCCUUCUGCCUGCCAGUGACCAUCACAGCCGAGACCCUAACACCGCUGUCCCCCAUCUCCUUCCAAGGCAGCCCUUCACCAGACGCCUUCGUCUCUGCCCUCCCCCAGCUUUCCUCGGUCCUCCAGCCGAAAACCCCAAUCUACCUCCUUCUCCGACGCCCGACGUCCGCAUCGACUGCACUCAUCGCCUUGACCUACAUCCCGUCCAAUGCACCAGUGCGAGCGAAGACACUCUUUGCCUCGACUCGGUCGACUCUGACUCGUGAGCUUGGCACGGAGAAGUUCGCUUCUACUGUCUUUGCUACGGAGGAAGAGGAGAUUCUGGACCGGGAGGCGUGGCGCGAGCGUGAUGGCGAGGGACCCAAUGCUAUCUCUCGUGAAGAUAUGAUGGGCGAGAAGGAGAGGGAGCUGGAGGCUGUUCGGAGGGCUGAGGCCGAGGCGCGGAAUGGUACGCCUUCCAGGGAUAUUGGUAUUGGGGGUACGUUUGGACCUGGUACUGGCUCCGGUAUGAGAGUUUCUCUGCCAGUCGAUGAGGCGGCUAAGACUGCCUUGAAAGAUUUACAGGAUAGUGGGUUGGUUCAGUUGACGGUUGAUGUUCGCACCGAGAAAAUUGUCCUGGCCGACUCCCAGUCUGGAGUCGAGCCGAACUCUGUCGCCACACACAUUUCCUCCUCUUCGCCGCGGUAUUCCUUCUACCACUACCCCGGAUCUGAUGUUGUGAUCUUCGUGUACACCUGUCCCAGCGGGGCGUCGAUCAAGGAGCGAAUGCUGCAUGCCAGCUCGCGGAGGAACGCCAUCACCGUUGCCGAACAAGAAGGACUGAAGAUUGAGAAAAAGAUUGAGGCCUCUGGCCCUGACGAAAUCACCGGAGAUCGCCUGCAAGAGGAAGUCACACCAGCACGAGACCAGGGUCCUGCCCGUGGCUUCGCCAGGCCUCGCCGCCCCGGCCGGUAA